GUUCGUUAAACCACUCAUUCAUUCACUCAUUCAGUCUAUGGCUGUAGUCUAUGAGUGAGUGAGAGAUACACAGAGUCUACGCGAGAAUAGCAUUGAAUUGUAUGCAAAAACAGGUGAUUAUUUGCAGGCAUUUAAUGAUAACGACUGCCAGUGUGUGCGUCGAUGGCAUUCAUUGACCAUUACAUCCAUACAUAACCAUAUCGUCCACCCGUUUGGCCAUCCAUUGGACGCCACUUCACGACACCAGUCAUACCAUCAGUAUUUAGUCCAUCAUAUCAUUCAAUAUUAACCAUCGAUUGAUCAAAAUUUGUGCUCAAAAUAUAUUUCUAAUUGAAUUGAUUUUUUGCUGCGAAACCCGUUUUAAAGCCAAUUACGAUGUGUUUGUGUUGUGUUGACUGACCUUAACAUUCAAUACAUCAGAGACGUUCAUUGCCUGCAAAAGCCAACGAUUGUCACAACAAUAAGACAACUGAUCCGUGAAUUGAAUGUCAGAGCCGAGAGACUAAAGCAUUGGAUGUGAUGUUCACUCAAACGAAACCAAAUCUCACUUUUAUUUUAAUAUUGUUUUAGAAGAAUAAGAAGAAGUGAUACCAAAGAAACGCCAAAACAGUAGUUCAAACACAACUGAUUGACUGACGAGUGAGCGCUUAGUGACAGACAAAUGUCCAGAAGCGGAGCUCAGAGUCUAUUUAUUGUCCCAUUAGUGGUAGUGUUUGUAUUGAAUCUAAAAUCACUGCCAACUCUUUGUAAUCAUAUCCAACCGAUUCACACGAAUGAACAAAAUAUGGAUCAAAUGAAUGAUGACAUUCCGUGGCGUCAAAUAAAGUUCAUUUCUCCGCAACAAAGUGUGAGUCAAAGUCAAUGGCAUUCAGCCAUUCCGGUCUUCAGUGGCAAAGGUAUGGAUCACUUGUAUCUCUUGACGCAAUAUGUGAUCGAUUUGUUGCAAUCGCCGGGACUUCCGUCGAGUAUUAUCAAAGAUGAACUCUUUGACGAUCCCAUACCUGUUCUCCAGCACAACAAAGGGAAGUUGAUAACCCAUUUUUGGGGACUUAUAUUGACUUCGAUUGUGAUAUUAAGUGUGGGAAUCGGUAUACCAUUGAUUGGAUUUAUUUGUUGCUGUUGUUGCGGUCCAACGGAUAAGCGCUCGAGACGUGCCAAACAUAGCCGAAGCUAUACCUCUUCGUCGAGUAGCUCUCCGUCGACCAGAAGAAGUGGACACAAGAAGAAGCGAUACAAAGUGGACGGUGUCUGCGAUCCAUGCGUUCGCAGCAUAAGUGCUGUCAAACUCUUUGUGCUGUUAUUAUUGAUGGCAUUCUUCGUGAUCUGUGCCUUCGUUACCAAUGAGUACAUCCGUACAGGUGUUAAACAAAUGCCAAAAGCACUCAAUCAAUCGACAGACGAUUUGAUGCUUUAUCUUAAUAACACUCAACUCGAAGUCAAUACACUUUUGCGAACAAAUUUCGAUCAAUUGGAACACGAAUUGAGUGAUAGUCUCGAUAAAAGUGGUCUAAUUGUCAAAAACAGAAUCGCUAUCCUCUCAGAAGCGGCCGCUUUAGACAAUUUGACAGAUAUUGUCUCCAAGUUGGGAUCUGUUUUGGAAGAUCUGAAGACUCUAUCGGGCGAAACGACUGAACUCCGAUUACUGACCGUUCAGUUGCAGUCGAGACUCUCUAGAAUUAAAGAAGAUUUGGAUAAGUUUCUGCAGCAAUGCAGAGACAGAGUAUGCACUGAAUUGAAAUUCAAAUACAACAGAGUAAUGGAGUCGUUCUCAGUGUCCACUCGGAUCGACGAUUUGCCCGAUUUGAAAGGAAAGGAGGCUUUCGAUGAAAUUAGUUUCAAAAUUCAAGCGACUGUUAAUCACACGAUUCCCGACAUUAAGAAACAGAUUAGAGCCGUAGGUUUGGAUUUGGGUUUAGUGGCCGACGAUAUUAACCAAGUGUUGAGACGACCGUUUGCUGAUUUGGCUAAAGUUAAAUCCAAUGUCUAUACGGGACAGACAUAUAUCGAGAAAUACGAAAUCUAUCGAUGGUACGCCUGUUUGGCCGGCGCUUCCAUACUAUCCCUAAUACUCAUUCUCUAUUCAUUUGGAUUGUUAUGCGGUGUUUGUAAUCAACAGCCGACUCGUCAUAACUAUAAGUGGCGUUCAAAGUCUUCGUCGCGUUUCUUCUGUUGUGGAAUUGUUUUAGUGGUCUUAUUGUUCUUCCCUUUACUUCUCUCAUCGAUUACUUUAUUCCUCGUCGGAAGCGUUUCCGACAAAACUGUCUGCUAUUACUUGGAUAACCUGUCGGACCCGCAAAGCAAACAGAUUGUCGGCAUCGUUCAGAACCGCUUCGAGAGAAUGCAUUACACGGAGUCUCUGGACGUGAUUCAAGGCGUGAAACCAAACUUAGCCGAUGUUCUCACCCGAUGUCAUCAGAAUCUCAGUCUUUUCAAUGUUUUGCAAUUGAAUCGAUUCAAUCAAAUUCAGAUACAUAGCGGCAAAACUGUUAACAACUUUAACAUCUCUGAGAUCUUGCAGUUUAAAGAUCGUUAUAGAAUUGAAGAAAAAUUGAGAGCAUUUUUGAAUCGCGUGAACGUUAACCCAUCGAAUGUGGUUCUGUUGACCAGCGAUGGCUAUCAACUGCUUGAGGGCCUAAAGGAGACCUCUUUAGGAACACUCAAUUUCUCGAGUUAUGCCAAUGUUAUUAAACACAGCAUUAGUCCCAUAGACUUGGUCUCCAUCUCUACAGAACUGGAACGGGAGGCCAAUCGACUGCCUAAGAAUGACUUCGACAACAUUGCAAGACUUCGAAACAUAGCCAUGGAUUUGAAAGUUCCCAUUAAUUUGGUCGUUAAAAUCAAGGAAACUAUUGAAACACUGACCGCCGGCGCGGAAAAGAUUGAACGCAAAGCUAAUUACGGAAACAAAGGUCUGAAAGAGGCGCUCACGAGGCUAUUAAAACAGGCAGAAGACGCACAAAAGUUUAUCUCAAGCAAAGGUCAUAUGGAAAUACAUUCAGUCGCCAAAGCAUUCGUUGAGGACAUGAGUGCUCUCGUCGAUCAAUACGCGCAACACGUGAUCGAAGAGAUCCAAACGGGAAUCGGACGGUGCGAACCCGUGAGUCGGGCCUAUAAUUCAUCGGUUUUGGCGCUCUGUAAAGAAACGGUUUUGCCAUUCGUACGUUUCGUUAAGAACGGCUACUGCAAAAGCCAUAACGAAGGCCCGGCUCCCAGCGCUCCGCCCAACAGAGCGGAUGAAGACAACUGGUCUCCGGGCUCUCUUCCGCCCCAUCUGUAUGGCUCGCGACCGCCUCCUUAUAAUUUUGUUGUCAAUUAGUUUCUCAUUUUAGUAUAUUUUGCUUUUUAUUUCAAAUUUUAAUUGAAAAUUAUAUUUUAUAUAAAUUAUUAUUUAUUGAAUGCUAUUAUAUUAGUCUUAUAUUUUGAUCACACGUUUUAGAGUUAAAUUCACGUCUAUUUUACAGAAUAUAUUUUUUAAUUGAAUACAAAAUUUGCAGAAUUAGUGAAUCUAAAACCGCUUCUUCUCUCGAGAAUAUGUUUUACAAUAUUUUGCAUAAAAUUACAACAAUAUUCAAAACGAUUGGCAUUUUUCCAAAUGCUAUUACAGUUUGGCAAUAGUUUAAGGAAUUCUCACAAAUAUUUAUAAUUAACUAUUGAAGAAAUGCUUAACGAAUCUAUUCAUUCAAUUAAAGUUGGGCUCAAUUUUGUUGUUCUUUCUCUCCUUCUUAUGAUCUCUAUUAAGGGAACACUUCAUCACAAAUACAUCCCGAAAACCACUCAUCUCUUUAUACCCUCAAUGUCUCAAUUAUUACUAUAUUAUUAUUAUUAUUAUUAAUAUAUUUUACAAUUAGUUUUGUAUUAUAUUUAUACAGCGUUUGAUUGGCAAAUAGUGUGCAAUAUUUGCAUUUUUGAUUCAUUAUUUGAUUCAUUCAUUUGAUGCCACAUUUCAGUCAUUUUACGUGUACUCCUAUUAUAUUGAAUUCUCUAUAAUACUCUAUAAUACUCUACUCUUUUAACUCUAUCUAUGGAUACAAACCAUAAUAUUAUAAAUAUUACUAUAAUUUGUUUUCUACAUCUGAUGUGCC
Messenger RNA from Medioppia subpectinata, 4082 nucleotides. The record is from the annotation of a GenBank genome assembly. NCBI's taxonomy places the organism in Eukaryota, Metazoa, Arthropoda, Arachnida, Sarcoptiformes, Oppiidae.